UAGUAUUUAUGGAAUUGUAACCAUGGCGGGUCACGUAGGUGGCGGUGGUUUUAGUAAUGAAAAUAUACAAACAUAUAACAAUGAAAGACGUAGCAGUAAACAAUGGGUUAAAUUAAACGUUGGCGGUACAUAUUUUUUAACAACAAAAACUACAUUGUCUAGAGACACAAACUCAUUUUUGUAUCGAUUAGUACAAGAAGACAGUGACUUAAUUUCAGAUAAGGAUGAAACUGGUGCUUAUUUAAUAGACAGAGAUCCAACUUACUUUUCCCCAGUUCUCAACUAUUUACGACAUGGAAAGUUGGUCAUCAACAAUGACAUAGCUGAAGAAGGUGUUUUAGAAGAAGCCGAGUUUUACAAUAUAACAGAGCUUAUUAAAUUAGUUAAAGAAAGAAUUUCUCAAAGAGAAACGGGUCCAUCGAAAGACUCUAAAAAUCAUGUAUAUAGAGUAUUACAAUUUCACGAAGAAGAGUUGACGCAAAUGGUUUCAUCUAUGUCUGAUGGAUGGAAAUUUGAACAGUUGAUUAAUAUCGGUUCGCAAUAUAAUUACGGUAAUGAGGAUCAUGCCGAAUUUCUGUGUGUGGUGAGUAGAGAAUGUGGUAACAAUCCAAAUAGUAAUGAUAUUGAGCCAACAGACCGUGCAAUGGUACUGCAACAAAAAGGAUCGAGAAUUUGAAAUUUCCUUAAGCAAUACAACAGGUGAUGUUCAAGACUUAUUCUGUGUGUGAAGUGUUGUACAUAAUGUUGCAUGAAAUUAAUUAUAUGAAAGUGUUUUCAAUUCUUACAUAAGUGCAUAAUUUUAUAAGUCCAGUUAAUAAUUUCAACAAGUUCGCAGUAAGUUAGUUCUAUUAAUGUGAUGAAUGAUAUUGUCUUCUGAACCUGAAAUAUAUUGGCCAAAUACUCAAUUACAUAAAAUGUAGAAAAUAUUUACUUUCAUAUAUUCAACUGCAUUCAUAAGUUAGUUGUGUGAUAUUUGAGAUAACAUUUUCUAGAUAUAGACUCGCAUUUUAUUAGUUUUCCAUCAAAGCCUGUAAAUAAAUGUGUUUAACCUACUGUAUUUUACAUUUAGAUCCAUUCCUGUAAUAGAUCUUUUGAAAAUGUAUACUUCAAAUUUGUUAUAUACAUAUAUGCUUAAUAUUGUAAUAUUGCUCAAUGAGAUAAGUAAGAGCCAUGUUCAAUAUAAGAAGUACAACUUUUAUACUGCUUGGAUAUGUUCCAUAUGACCAUAUUUUUGUAAGAUUUGUCAUUAAUCAUAAUACCAAUAAUUAUUGUAAUAAAAGACACUGCCUGUACUUUAAAAUACAUUAUGUAAGGUGAUUAAUGUACUUAUAAAAUAGAAAAGUAGACAGGAAUCUAACUGGAAACACAAAUUUUGCCUGAUUGGAAUCAUUAAUUAAGAUGUGUGGUUUGAUUGGUUUAAGUGCAUUAAAUGAAGUGCCUCCAUACAACGUAAAUACUGAAUAUAUUAUAUUAUACACAUAAGUAAAGUAAUAGCUACACCUUCCUACAUAAAAUGCUGCUUAUAUUAUUUAAUUCUUUAUUCUCUAGAUAAUAAUGCUUGAGACAUUAAAUAAUAUUUAUAUCUUGUAUAUUAUGUAUUAUCAAGAUUCGGAAAAAUCAUACAUAAAAUAAUACAUUGUUAUGUUGUUGAUAACUUUAUUUCACAGAUUAAAGUAUAGAAUUGACUGAA
Molecule: messenger RNA, 1690 nt
Organism: Zerene cesonia (dogface butterfly)
Lineage: Eukaryota; Metazoa; Arthropoda; Insecta; Lepidoptera; Pieridae
Gene: inc
Product: BTB/POZ domain-containing protein KCTD5
Exons: 2
Coding region: 23-676 (217 amino acids)
Biological process (GO): proteasome-mediated ubiquitin-dependent protein catabolic process; protein homooligomerization
Cellular component (GO): cytoplasm; Cul3-RING ubiquitin ligase complex
Molecular function (GO): cullin family protein binding
Source: RefSeq, a predicted model, not a curated record